Molecule: messenger RNA, 817 nt
Organism: Homo sapiens (human)
Lineage: Eukaryota; Metazoa; Chordata; Mammalia; Primates; Hominidae
Gene: RBAK-RBAKDN
Product: RBAK-RBAKDN readthrough
Exons: 6
Coding region: 144-485 (113 amino acids)
Source: RefSeq, marked validated
ACUGCCCUCGCUUCCUGUGCGUCCUCAGGUCACCGCUUGCUCUAGUUCCCAGGCUUUGGCCUCCAGUGGACGAGAAUCGCGGAGCCUGCGGGGCUGGAGGUCUACCAGCCACAGUCUCUGCACGUUUCCAAGAGCAGCAGAAAAUGAACACAUUGCAGGGGCCAGUGUCAUUCAAAGAUGUGGCUGUGGAUUUCACCCAGGAGGAGUGGCAGCAGCUGGACCCUGAUGAGAAGAUAACUUACAGGGAUGUGAUGUUGGAGAACUAUAGCCAUCUAGUUUCUGUGGGAUAUGAUACCACCAAGCCAAACGUCAUCAUUAAGUUGGAGCAGGGAGAGGAGCCGUGGAUAAUGGGAGGUGAAUUUCCAUGUCAACAUAGUCCAGCCGCCCUGCCCGCAGGCCAUGUGGCCCCCGCUGUUGCUGCUGCUGCUGCUGCUCCCGGCCGCCCCGGUCCCCACCGCCAAAGCCGCUCCCCACCCGGAUGCUAACACCCAGGAAGGCCUUCAGAACCUGCUCCAAGGAGUCGGGGCUGGCGGAGACGGAGAGCUGCGGGCAGACUCACACCUGGCCCCGGGCUCUGGCUGUAUUGAUGGGGCUGUGGUGGCCACGCGACCAGAAAGCCGGGGAGGAAGACCUGCGGUUCCGUGAGAGGCGUCCAGGGCUGCAGGCCACGGCGACAGGCUCCGGGGAACAUGGGGCUUUCCCUGUCCACUCCCAAGGAGUGUGGGCCUCAACGCAUUGGCAGGGGACGGCCGUGUGCCCUCUCCAGACCCCACCCCCAGAUGCAUUUAUUAGAAAUAAUAAAGUUCUUUCUUAGCUA